This is a messenger RNA of Anthostomella pinea, 5064 nucleotides long. The record is from the annotation of a GenBank genome assembly. Lineage: Eukaryota; Fungi; Ascomycota; Sordariomycetes; Xylariales; Xylariaceae.
AUGGCGGACGAUGGCACUAUGGAAGCUCUCCAGGCUCUCCAUAGAGACCUGACUACCGUUGUGGAAACUUUGAAGGAGGAUCGCGAGGACCGAGGUCGCCUAGCCCUAGCCCAGCUCGCACAGUCCCCCUUGCUGGAAGUGGUGCGCGACAACUUCCAGGGCCUGCUCGACAAGCGGCCUCGAAGGCAGCAAAGCCGUGACGCUGUUCUCUCAGGCAAGGUCAAGAUCGCCGGUGAAGAGUGGACGUUGAAUAAAGACUUCCAGGAGAUCAUAUUACAGGUCGCCGACGAGCUCGACCUUGACGAAGUCGAUGCCGCCAAACUCGCGUUACAAGCCGAAGAGGAGGAAAUUUCUCUAGGACGGCCCAGGCGAGAAUGUGCAAUCAUCAGGUUCCAUCAGCAGAGGAAAUAUCUGCUUAGCUGCAUGCUGUUGUUGCUCGAGCUCUCCAAAGAGGAGGACGAACUGCUAGCCGAUGAUCUGGGUGAUGAUCUUGGGCUGCUCGGGCCAUAUGUGAAUGAGAACAUUCUUCAUGGAAAUAAUCCUGGUCAAGCACCCCGGAAUUCGACGGUUAGGUUCGUGCCAAAAUGCGCCGCCAGCAUGCGCGACAUUCGAGCUUGGCUACAGAGACUCUCCGAGCAGGUAGCUGGUGCAGCAAUGCUGGAUCGUGGUACAGAAUUGCAUUUUCAGGAGACCGUCGAAUUCACCCACAUCAGCCUUAUACAGCAACACGAGUUUCUCUCCGUCAUUCUCUGCUAUGCAAUCGAGAAACGCAUGGCGGAAGAGACGCACUUUGUCGAAUUUCUUCGAGAAUUCAAGCAAGCUACGAGAUAUGACUUCUCGACAGUGCACUCUAUUCCCAUACUCGGUGCUUACAUAACACAGUUCGGUUCAACGGAAGGCAGUAGGAGCAUAGAGCAAGCCAGGGACUUGCACCAGGUCGUGUGCCAACUGACAGAUGAUGAAUCCCGCCAGAUUCCAUCUCUCAACGCUGUUGUGAGAGCCUGGUGGAUUGCUGAGUAUAGCGGUUGGUACAUGGAGGAUGCCGCUGGCUCAGUACUUCCCGAUAUCGAUAUUGAUGAAGAGGACAAGCAAAGAUCAAAACUAUUCACAGAAGCUCUGAAAGACGGCGCUUUCGACUUUUUGCUGGCUGUCGUGGCCGAUGCCAAGACUUCCGAAUGGCAGGACCCCUCUCAACAACGAUUGAGACAUCAUUUUCAGAAAAGGACGCCAUCUCUCCCUCAAGACACCGUCCCGUUUUCAACCGCGUUGCAAAACCGUCUAACGGCAAAGAUGGAGACAUUCAUCGACGCUUUCAUUUCCAACAUGCCUGAUGUACUCCGGAAACUGAAAAUCGAGGAAGAUGAACAACGCCAGACAGGCCAAACACAAGAGCAAGACUUGGAUUUGGAGAGAUUUCUUCUCAUCAUAGCGUACUCGUACGAAGGUCGACCCGACGCUGCGGAUGCUUUCUGGGCGGACCCUGAAAGCAACCUGGCAGGUUUCCUCCAGUGGGCAUCCCGGAGGACGACAACGCCGCUCCAAACCGUGUUCUGCGAGAUGUUGCAGUGCUUAUCCGACGAUCCGGAGGCUGCCACAUCGGCACACGAAUUUCUCUUGGAUGAGGGACACCAGAUGAGGAGGCCUCAAUCAAUCACGUGGGCUCGCAUCUUCAAGGAGUUUGAGUACUUUGUCAACAAGAUUAGGGAGAAUCCAAUCACGGCCCAAGCUCAUGCUCACAGAGCUGGAAAAUUCAGCAAUGACCAGGCGGAAGCAGAGCCAGAAGCCGCCAUGUUACAAGAAUCAUACCUUCGGCUCAUGACCAAGCUAGCACAGCAAAGCGAACCUGCCCGACUUUUUCUACUUCAGCAACCGAGGGAAAGAUUGGUGGAGCUGCUCUUCCAAGCGAUAAGCAGCCUCGUGACGCCACAGAUCAGAGCCUAUGCAUUCAGGGCGCUGAGCUCUCUCAUCAGCCGGAAGACCCUAUCCCAGAACUACGCUAUGUGGCAGUACCUUGAAUCUUGCCUUACGGGUCACUUCAUGUCACACGUCACGACCAGCAGGUCUCUGUCAUCAUCUGCGAGCGCACCACCUCCGUCGUAUUACAUGGAAGCACUCUUCCAGGAGAUGAGUCCCCAUUUCGACGAAACGAGUUCUUUCAUUCAGUUUUUGGCGGUUUUAACGUCCCUCCCCGAAGGACUCGGUCCUCUGAAUGAUGUCCUCCCUUUUCCAGAAAACCUGGGUGCGUCUGCCCGGACCCGCCCCGGCAUCGAGCCAUACGUUGAUUUUACAUUGGGCCAUAUGUUUGCGAUGCGGGCCCCUGAAGCCCAGGAUGCCGCCCAGCAGAGGAUCCUGCGUUUCCAGUGCCUGGACUUUGCCCUCGCAUGCAUUUCUACCUUUAACGAAGAUCUGAUCGUGUUUAGUAAUGAAUCCAACAUAAGCGUGGAUUCCGCUAUUCAGACCAAAGAUCUCGAAACCUACGUCACUCUUCACCCAUUCGCUCGAGUCAUGGAGUGGAUGUAUGACAGCAAAGUCAUGAAGAGUCUCCUUGACACCAUACAUCAGAAUUCGGCGGACGUCGGAAAGGCAGCCCCGGAUUCACCCCUCAUCCUUGGUGUAUUACGCGCAGUUGAGCUUGUGUCCAAGGUCAUAGACCUCCAAGCUACAUAUAUCGACCUGGUCCGAUCGAUCGUGAAACCGCAGAACCGGGCUCAAAGCCGAUCAUCUUACACACCCAGCUCUAAUGGAGCGUUUGCCACGGUGGAAGAUGGUCUCAUGACCAGCCUGACACUCAUAUCGGACCUCGGCGGCUAUUGUGGCAUAGGACACCCAGAUCUGACACUAGCCAGCUUGAAGCUCCUGGAGAAGAUCUCAACAUCGCCUAGGAUCAUCUCGGCUUGGCAGUCUGGGCCAUCAGGCCAAAGUAACCGCAACAAGGCCAUUAUAGCCCUGGAGGAACACGGCGAUGCGGAGGCUAUAGCCGGAGCCUUCUCCGCCGAGCUCACGAGCCCCCUUGACUUCCGCCGAGAGGGUGAUUCCCCAGAAUACCACAUCAAAGUCUACAUACUGGAUUUUAUAUACUCUUGUCUGCGGGCGAAUCCAGACCAACCCACCAUAGCUCACCUUCUCCUUGGUUUCCGAUGCACGGCUAACGCGCUGGAGAUUGAGUCAGGGGGUGCAUUCGACGAGAGAUCAGCUUUAUUCCACACAUUACUGCCCGUGGCCGUCGAGGUACCGUCAACAAGCGAGGACGGUGUCAUGCUGCAGUGGCUCAUCAAUCUGAAAUACAAGGUCAUGCGCAUCUUCAAGAUCCUAUGGAGCUCUCCACUCUCGGCGAGCAUCGUUCUCGAUGAGCUUCGGGAGAAUGACUUUCUCUUCCAUGUCCUAAUGCAAGGGCUCGUCACUCAGCAAAGUCUUGUAUGGGAUGGGUACGAAGCCAACGGGCCAGAUUUCCUUACAACACGUGCAGCUCAGGGCUAUGUCGACUACUUGUCAAUGCGGGCAAUGGCUCUCGAAUACAUCGCCCACGAACUUUGCAGUGUUUCGCAGGGUGAAACCCCAGCGUUGAAGCGACGCAUCUUCGACGCGUUGGGAGGGCAAAUCAAUAUUGACGGCGUGGAGCCAGUAUCCGUACCGUCGGUCUUCGAAUUCCAUGAUUCAUUGCCGGAAGAGUCACUAUUUGCAGCCCCUCCUCCUGAUCUCAGAAUGUACGGAGACCUCGAUAUCAGGCCGUGUCUCGAAGAGGACGAUGACUCAAACCCCAUAUACAAUGUGGAUAAGGUCCAUGAGAUGGUGCUCUUGAAACACAAUGACGGCAGCCAACCCGGCCAGAUUGUCUUGCAGCAAGAUGCGGCACUUGCGGAAGCAGAGGAGGAGAUCGUGUCCCUCUACGUGGUCUACCUCAACCGGCUUACCCAAAUCAAAGCGUAUAGCCUCAAAGUAUUGAGGGCCUGGACCAAGCUUCUGAUGGUGAUGACGGAUACCAACGACUUCAAAGGCACCAAUAAAGUCACGUUCAUCCUGCAGACAUUACAAGCGACGCUCCCGGGUCUCGAGAUGUACGGUUCCGAGAAGCCUGCUGCAGCUUACGAGUUGGCCAAACUUGCCAAGGUACUGCUGUACAAGCUGGACUUUACGACGAUGACUUCAGCUGACAAGCAAAGUCGGGCGGCCGAGACCCUGGUCAGCGAUAAGUUGUUCCAGCUACUACAGAUAUGCCUCAACGCCAUCACAAAAUGGGUCGGCAAUCAAGAGCUGCGCACAAUAUACUACAGCAUCUGCUACCGUCACCUGACCGGACUCGUCGACCAUGGGCAGGGGGCGCCGUUAGGGCUCCGGAAGACUGCUAAGACGAUACAGGUGUUCGGUGAGAAGCUUCUGAAUGUAAUCUGCGACGACGCGUUCGGAGGAGAUGCGGCAUGUCAAUCUGCGGCGUUGGUUCUCCUGGGUACACUGAUCCAGCUUGGCAGGCAGGAGGGUGACAACUACGUGGUGGAGGCGCUUAACAAGCUGAACUUCAUCGGCAUAGUCGUCGACUCUCUGCGUGGCUUGCUGCAGGAGUGGAUGGACGUCAACCGUACGGGCACCCCGGACCAGCAGCACUACCUGGAUGCCAAACUGGCGCUCCUGCUGCAGCUGUGCCAGACACGCGAGGGCGCCAAGUAUGUGCUGCAUGCGAACCUGUGGCGCGCAAUUGACCAGUCUGGGCUGUUCACGGUAGAUCCCGAGUUGCAAGUCGGUUCGUCGGACUCUAAGGGUCUGGAGCGGCACUAUACCCUCCUGGUCAAGGUGACCCGCAUCCUCGGUGUGGCCAUCAUCAGUCGGGGGUCGCAUAAUGUGGUGCAGGGCAGACGCUUCCUGACCGAGCACCGGAUGCUGGUCAUGCACGUCCUGAAAGGGUCGGCCGGUAUUGGAGCCGGGGCUGGCAAGAUGGACCCGAUGCUGGCAGAACGCAUCAGCGAACUGGCUGAGGCGUUCAUGGUCAUCAUCACCGCGACUGGCUUUCUCGAGUUUGAGAGUGAGACCCACGUCGAGGAGCACAAGCCGACGGCAGUGCUAUUUCACUGA